AUGUCUUCCUUUGAUGGCCUGUCGAGAGAAGAGCUGAUGCAGAAGGUCGUCGAGCUCCAGCAGUGCUUGGCGGAAUUGUCAGAGAAGGUGGACACGGUAAAGGGUGAAAACACCCAGCUUCGAGAUGAGAACGGCGUCCUCAAGGAUUACCUCAACAACCUAAUGGCCAAGGUUGGCAAAAUGCCGAAUCUCGGAACCACUGCCCCGAGCCGUGUGAUGCUUCAACAGAAUCCUGAUGGCGCGCAGCCAGUCAAGGUCAAUGACCAUAUUGGCGAGCUGACUGCACCUGCCAUGGACGACUGA
Messenger RNA from Symbiodinium sp. CCMP2592, 303 nucleotides. NCBI's taxonomy places the organism in Eukaryota, Dinophyceae, Suessiales, Symbiodiniaceae. The record is from the annotation of a GenBank genome assembly.